AUGGAGAAUAACACAGAAGUGAACGAGUUCAUCCUGCUGGGACUAACCAGUGCCCCAGAGCUGCAGAUCCCAUUGUUCGUAAUGUUCCUCCUCAUCUACCUCAUCACUCUGAUUGGGAAUCUGGGCAUGAUUCUUCUGAUCCUGCUGGACUCUCGUCUCCACACCCCCAUGUACUUUUUCCUCAGUAACCUGUCCCUGGUGGACUUUUGUUACUCUUCAACAGUCACUCCAAAAGUGAUUGAUGGGUUCCUUGUAGGUUCCUACAAGGUCAUCUCCUACAAUGCAUGUGUUACUCAAAUGUUUCUUUUUGUACUCUUUGCCACUGUGGAAAACUAUCUCUUGGCUUCAAUGGCAUAUGAUCGCUACACGGCCGUGUGCAAACCUCUCCAUUAUACCAACAUCAUGACCACAAAUGCAUGCACCCAUCUGGUCAUAUGUUCUUAUGUCUUUGGUUUUCUAACUGCUGCUGUUGACAUUGCAGACACAUUUUGUCUCUCUUUCUGUAAGUCCAAUGUGAUCCAUCACUUUUUCUGUGAUAUCCCAGCAGUCAUGACUCUGACUUGCUCUGACAAAUAUAUUAAUGAACUGAUUUUUUUUCUCAUUUCAAGCUUUAAUAUCUUUUUUGCACUUCUUGUUAUCUUAAUUUCCUAUAUGUUCAUAUUCAUCACCAUUUUGAAGAUGCGCUCAGGUGAGGGAUACCAGAAGGCUUUAUUGACCUGUGCUUCUCACCUCACUGCCGUUUCUAUAUUUUAUGGGACUGUCAUUAUCAUGUAUUUACAGCCAAGUUCCAGUCAUUCCAUGGACACAGAUAAAGUGGAAUCUGUGUUCUACACCAUGGUCAUCCCUAUGCUGAACCCUAUAGUGUACAGCCUGAGAAACAGAGAGGUGAAGUGUGCAUUUAAGAAGUAUGUUUUCAGGAUGUGA
This is a messenger RNA of Lepus europaeus (European hare), 924 nucleotides long. RefSeq names its product olfactory receptor 5B2-like. NCBI's taxonomy places the organism in Eukaryota, Metazoa, Chordata, Mammalia, Lagomorpha, Leporidae. The transcript is spliced from 3 exons. Gene Ontology annotation, biological process: G protein-coupled receptor signaling pathway; sensory perception of smell. The coding region runs from base 1 to 924 and encodes 307 amino acids. The record is from RefSeq and is a predicted model, not a curated record. Gene Ontology annotation, molecular function: olfactory receptor activity; G protein-coupled receptor activity; odorant binding. Gene Ontology annotation, cellular component: membrane.